This is a messenger RNA of Ctenocephalides felis (cat flea), 804 nucleotides long. RefSeq names its product venom serine protease Bi-VSP-like. Bases 1 to 804 code for a protein of 267 amino acids. NCBI's taxonomy places the organism in Eukaryota, Metazoa, Arthropoda, Insecta, Siphonaptera, Pulicidae. Gene Ontology annotation, molecular function: serine-type endopeptidase activity. Gene Ontology annotation, biological process: proteolysis. The transcript is spliced from 7 exons. The record is from RefSeq and is a predicted model, not a curated record.
AUGUCACAUAAAUUGCAUAAUUAUCUUGGAGCAACAGGGCGCUUUCAUGAAUUCAAAUUGCACAUGAAGUCACGGUGGAAAUCCUUUCUAGAGAACAUAUAUAAGUGUUCAUCAAAAGAACUGAACACUAAAAUUGCUGAAAAUAUUAAUCCACAUAAGAGGAUGCGAGAGCCUGAAGAUUAUACGCACGUAUUCAGGUAUUUGGUACGUUUGGGAGAAUUCGAUUUUAAUACGGAUUUCGAUUCAGCUGAGGAUGUUGCUAUUGCCAAAGCAGUUGCUCAUGAACAAUACAACAGAAGAACACGUGUUGCUGAUAUUGCCAUUAUCUAUCUGCAAGAAGACGCUCCAUAUUCUUAUGCUAUUUAUCCAGUAUGUUUACCAUUUCCUGAAGAUGUGGCAAACAAAAACUUUACGACUACUAUAUAUCAAGAAUAUCCUUAUGGUGCAGGAUGGGGUGCUACACAAUACCAAGGAGCAACAAGUCCAACUUUGCAAGAGGUGAGAUUACCUGUAGUGACAACCGAAAUGUGCCAAAAUGCGUAUGCUGGUUUUCCCAAUCAGAUAAUAGAUGAGAGAGUGAUAUGCGCUGGCUACAAGCAAGGAGGUAUUGACGCUUGCUCUGGAGAUAGUGGUGGACCACUUUUUUGGCCAAAGGUAAUAUUUGGAAAUUUUGGUCAAAGAACAAUCUAUUAUUUGAUCGGAGUGGUAUCUUAUGGAUACAGAUGCGCUGAACCUGGAUUUCCAGGCGUAUACACAAGAGUUAGCGCUUAUUUGCCAUGGAUAACAGAAAAACUAAAACAAUGA